CUCCCCUCCCCGAUCACUCCACCCCUCCUCUCCUCCAGCUCACACCCACCCCUUCCUCCCUCUCACACUCAAAUCCACAACCCUCUAGAUCCACCGCCUCCCGAUCCGAUCGCCUCCGCUUCCGCCCGAUCGGAUCCCGCAGGGUUUGGGUCUGCGGCGAUUUAGAUGGUUUACGAUGGCGCCGUGAAGGACCAGGAGAGCUCCUCGGGCCCAGCAUCGGCGGCACUAUCGGAGGCAUCAGGGGCUUCAGCGGCAGCAUCGGAGGCGUUGGUGAGCGCGAGACCGGCGAGGCCCGCGCAGGACAGGCGGCUCGGCGUGCGGCACCCCUUGAAGUACCGCCGGUUCCGUGCCGGUGGGAAGAUGACGGUGGAGCCCGGGGGCCUGCCGUCCUCUCAGACCGUGGUGCAGGGGGAGGAGGAGGAGGAGGAGUCGAGCGAGGUGGAAGAGGUCGAGGAGGAGGCCUCGUCCGCGGAGAUGCAGAUGCAGCCUCGUGACGUGGAGGUGUCAUCCGCACCGGCACAGGUGGUAGAAGAGAUGGCAGAAGUGGUAGAAGAGAUGGAGGUGGAGGGAAGCGAAAUGGAUGUAUCACCCGAGGCAGCGGUGGCUGUGGGGGACACGGAGUUGGAGGCGCAGCCCGACGAGGAGGAGGAGGUAUCAUCGGUGGUGGUAGCAGAAGGGGAUAGGAAGCAGGAGGCCUCAGCUGCAGCGUCUGUGCCAGCUGUGGAGGCGCCCAACGAGAAGGAUCAGGAGAAGGGGAGGGAGGAGAAGGAGAGGGAAAAACAAAAGGAGAGGGAGAGGGUGGAUGAGGUGGGCUACAUGAGUGGAGGAUGGAAGAGUGCUGAUGGAAGUCUGAGUUGUGGAUAUUCAAGUUUUAGAGGAAAAAGGGCAAGCAUGGAAGACUUUUAUGAUAUAAAAUCAUCUAAAAUUGACGAGACACAAAUAAGUCUAUUUGGAAUUUUUGAUGGUCAUGGCGGUUCACGUGCUGCUGAGUAUUUGAAGGAGCACUUAUUUGAGAACCUCAUGAAACAUCAGGAGUUUAUGACAGAUACAAAAUUAGCAAUAAGUGAAACAUACAAAAAGACAGAUUCAGAGUUCUUGGAUGCUGAAAGGAACUCUCAUAGAGAUGAUGGGUCUACUGCAUCGACAGCAGUGUUGGUGGGUGACCAUCUUUACGUGGCUAAUGUUGGAGACUCCCGGGCCGUAAUAUCAAAGGCAGGCAAAGCUAUCGCACUCUCUGAAGAUCACAAGCCAAACAGAAGUGAUGAGAGAAAACGAAUUGAGGGUGCUGGUGGGGUGGUAAUGUGGGCUGGAACUUGGAGGGUAGGUGGCGUACUUGCAAUGUCUCGGGCAUUUGGCAACCGUCUGUUGAAGCAAUUUGUUAUUGCAGACCCUGAGAUUCAGGAACAAGAAGUAAAUGAUGAAUUGGAGUUUCUGAUUAUAGCUAGUGAUGGGCUGUGGGAUGUGGUUCCAAAUGAGGAUGCUGUUUCACUCGUGAAGAUGGAGGAGGAACCCGAGGCAGCAGCCCGGAAGCUGACAGAGACUGCGUUCUCCCGCGGGAGUGGCGAUAACAUCACCUGCAUCGUUGUGAAAUUCCAGCAUGACAAGAUGGGCGGUGAUUCCCCACCUUCAGGCGACUAGAGUUGAUUCAAUUUGUUGUUCGUCGUUAUACAUGUUGUGGGUCCUUACCUUAAGCCGGAAUUUCCUGGCUCCAUGGUCCUUAUAGCGGCGCGGCUGUUACUAUAAGAGUUGGUUUAUGUUCGUUGAUGUCUGUAUAUCCCCCUAAUUUUGGUGCAUCCGGUGGUUUACAUGUUGCUGUGCUAUUUACAUAGGUUUAUCAUCU
Phragmites australis (common reed) is the source of this 1840-nucleotide messenger RNA. Its product is annotated as probable protein phosphatase 2C 52. Gene Ontology annotation, molecular function: protein serine/threonine phosphatase activity; cation binding. Bases 166 to 1638 code for a protein of 490 amino acids. The transcript has 9 exons. Gene Ontology annotation, biological process: protein dephosphorylation. Lineage: Eukaryota; Viridiplantae; Streptophyta; Magnoliopsida; Poales; Poaceae. Gene Ontology annotation, cellular component: cytosol; nucleus. The record is from RefSeq and is a predicted model, not a curated record.